Messenger RNA from Terrapene triunguis (Three-toed box turtle), 4058 nucleotides. It is a transcript of the gene EFCAB8, whose product is annotated as EF-hand calcium binding domain 8. NCBI's taxonomy places the organism in Eukaryota, Metazoa, Chordata, Testudines, Emydidae. The transcript is spliced from 27 exons. Gene Ontology annotation, molecular function: protein binding; calcium ion binding. The record is from RefSeq and is a predicted model, not a curated record. The coding region runs from base 1 to 3798 and encodes 1265 amino acids.
AUGUCUACUUCUGAGAAACUGAGCAGCUCUUUCAUGGGCUCAGAGACUCAUAGGAUCAGCAUUCAUCCCUCUGUGGCAUGGGUAGACAACGAUUCUGAAGAUGAAGGAAGCCUUAAACACUAUCAAAUGGGGCAAAAGCUCACUGGACUUCAGAGCAAAUCUGUCUCAAGCUGCUCAUCUCCCAAACAAAUACUGAGGUUCCCAGAAUCCACUGAUACCUCCCGUGCACAGCAAGUUGAGGACCAGAUCAAUUAUGAGCAUUUGCAAAAAUUGGAGCGAUCAUUCCGGGAAGCGGACUUAGACAAGGGUGGAGGGCUGGAUAUUAAGGAGUUCCGCAAGGCAAUGAAGAAGAUAAUGGACAAUAUUACUGAAGAAGAUAUUGAUAUCAUAUUUAUGAAAAUUGACACGGAUUGUGAUGGCUCCGUGGGCUGGGAAGAAUAUCUGAACUAUGUAUUGCGAGAGUACAGAGGAAAGGAUGACAUGCUGAAAAGCAAAUCUCCUCUGCUAUUUCAGACACCCAUGAAAAUCAUUCCAGUGAUCCAAGGCCAGGAAAUCAUCAAGGUGCAGUUUUUCCCAAGCCAGGGCCGGGCAAUGGACAGGGAUGAAAAGGCCAAGAAAAGUAGUGGUUGGAAUCUGUCAGGGCGAUUCCUGACGGUCAGCAGGGAUGGAAUCUUACUCUAUUGGAGUGACACGUUCAAACUGCUCCGCACUGUCCAGCUUGACCAGUCUGGACGACGGCCCAGUCAGCAGAUGUGGGUCACUGACAUGGUGUGUCUGUCUAAUAUCAACCUGUUGGCGAUAGCAUCUACUGAUCAGAUUAUUGAAUUCUUUGAUAUCAGUGGCAACAAAUGUGACAGGCUCUUUUCCCUCAUUGAGCUUGACAGCUGUGUUACGGCCUUGGAUUACUGGACAGAUGGGUACAAAGGAGUAUUUUGUGUUGGCGAUGUGAAAGGAAACAUUCUGAUCUUCACCUCGCUGGACGUUCUAGCAAAUGGGAUCUUCAACGUCCGUCACUAUAUAACUAAGCCAGGUGUCUCAGCCAGAAUCCCAGUGCAUCUUCUCCUGAAAGGAAAGGCCAGCCUAUACAGAAAUUUCCGAGUGCCGGCUCUCCAUGGGGACUGGUGCCACCAGAUAAAAUUCAUUCCUCAGCUCAAUCUUGUUGCCUCCUGCUCAGCAGCUGAUAAGAGAGCCAUGGUGCUUACUUCACUUCCACUACAUAUCAUGGGUAAACCCCAGUCAUCAACGAUUGCUUUAAAGAAGGGCAUUCUCUGCUUUGAUUAUUCACCUGAGAUGAACGUGCUUGUGACCGGGGGAUUGGAUCCACUGGUUAGAAUAUGGAAUCCAUUUGUUACCAACAGCCCCAUAACGCUGAUGAAAGGCCACGUUACUGCUGUGACUCACAUAAUAGUGAAUGGAAAGAGAAACACCAUCCUCAGCAUCUCCAAAGACAAAAAUAUCCGUGUUUGGGAUUUGCUGGAUCACUUUUGUCUCCAGUCCAUUCCUGGCAGGAGUAUCUCAUUAGGAAAUUGCUCGAUUGUUGAUGCCUAUUACAGCGCGUUAAACAAUAUGCUUAUCUGCACCACCUUCUCCAUUGGAAUUUUCUAUGGAGAGGUAGAAUUCAUGGAAACCAUUAACUCAGAAGUCACGUCCCAUGACCAGCCGCUAUGUACAGCCCUGUAUAACAGGAACUUCAAACAGGUGGUGAGUGGUUGCCAUCGUGGGAUGGUCAGAGUUUGGGAUAUCAUGACUGGGCAAAAGAUGAUGCAGUUUACGACCUCCGACGGCAAGCACACUGAAAUAACAGCAAUGGCUUUUGAUGGGCCGGAGAGACGCCUCAUCACUGCUUUGAAAGAUGGGACGAUCAAGUUCUGGAACUUCAACAAUGGGGCCUGUCUGCUUGAGAUGCCUCACUUGGAUAAAACAGAGAUCAGUGGAAUUCUGUAUAUCAAUCUAAAGAUAUAUGUGACUGGCUGGAGUAAAAGAGUUACAUGGUACCUAGAUGUUAAAGAAGAUGAGGUAAUUGAAUACAAACACUGGAAAUCCUACCACUCAGAGGACAUCUUAUCUAUCGCCAAAUAUAACCGUCAACUCUUGGCUACUGCCUCCUGCGAUGGAGAUGUAGUGAUCUGGAGUACAGACUCGGGACAGGCACUCUGCAGGUUUAACGCAUCCCAGAGUCCUUUGACCCUUAUGCCAAACAGGGUGUUUACUGAGAGUAAGGAAGAUCCCAGCAGAGGAAAUAUCCCAAAGAAGCCAUCAGUAUCCGUAAAGCUCAGCUGUUAUGCAGAGUCUGGGAAAAAGCGCUGGGCAGACUCGAGGACUAGCUUGGCAACUAGGCUUUCAACUACCGAGAAGCCUUCCGUUUCCUUUUUUGGCCAAUGCAGAAAUUUGGCUCCUGCUCCAUCUGUUAUAAGACCGUCCAGAGAAAAGCAACUGGAUGAAGCUACAAGGCAGCAGGCAGUCCAGCCUCCAGGAGGGGAAAAUACUGACAUAGAAAGUGAUUCUCCCAAAGACCAAGAUGCUGCUGAAACCAGCACCCAAGAGCAAACCUAUCCAAAUUGGCAGGAAGAGUUGAAGGGCCUCCCAGCUGCUGUAGAAAAGAUACUUUUCCUGGAGACACGUGAGCAGUCUCCUGACACAGCCAUUUUGCUAACCAGCUCUGCAGGUGGCUACAUCUAUGCCUGGUCAGUCAGUAGUGAAGGGGGGAUGUUGGGCAAAUUUCAGGCAGUACAUGGUGAUGAUGUAAAUGCAGUAGUCGGUACCAUGUCCACGGAUCCAGAGGACUUCAUCUUGUUGACUGGAGAUUCCCUAGGUUAUAUUAAGAUCUGGGAUAUCGAGAAUUACUGCAAAUCAAAAGAGGUAAAGAAAGUUUCCAGGGCAGGAAAGACAGAAACAUCUCGUAGAAAUGAGAACAUGUUUCGUCACCUAAUCCCAAAAUACUGUAGAGUUCCUGCCAGAAAAAAUCCAUCGAUGGAAACUAAUGAGGUCCUGGAUGGCUGGAGUACCACCCUCGUCCCCCCAGAUCUUCUGAGCUCUUGGAGGGGUCAUCUGAAGAAUGUAUCCCACAUUGUGUAUGUGGAAAAGCUCAGACUGAUUGUCACGUCCAGCUAUGACUGCAACGUCAAACUCUGGAUGCUCUCAGGCAGGCACAUAGGGACCUUUGGGCAGUCGUUGUGGAACGUUGGGCUGCAGUAUCUGAGGCCAGCUGAGGUGCCAUCGGAAAUCCGAAGAGUUGGUUCCACUCAAACCCUGAAAGUGCUCAAUGAGGGCAAGUUCCCUCACUGGGAAGGUACUCGAAGCAUUAUGCACACGCUUAGCCAGCAGAGGAGGCAGCAGUCCAUGAUGACGAAUUUAUUGCCAGGAAAAUCAGGCCUAAUCUCAGAUGUUAAUCUGAACUUUCAAAAAAUGAUCCAGAAAGAGAAGCGACUCACCCGUUACAUGGAUGAACAAAUUGAGGCUGAGUGGCACCAGUGGGAAGAGAAGGGGAAGCUGAAGAGUGAGAUCCUGGGCUCCUUCUACAAGCAAAAAGUGAGGCGUCCUUUGUCUGAAUUCCUCCCAGAUGUAAAGGCCUGUGUUACCCACAAAGAGCAGCCCAGGGUCUAUCACUGUAUCCAGUAUGCCGAUCUGCAGGAUGUCACUCCUCCUCCAGUUCCUGAGAUGUUGGUAGAGAUGCAACAAUUUCAAGUAAACUUUAGGAGAAAAUCAAGGUCAGGAAAAAGCUUAUCUGCUGCCAUUUCUCACAAACUAAAUCUGAAAACCUGUCAACAAAGUAAACUGUCUUCACGCACAAAAGACUGAACUUUACUGAAAGAAGCUCAUCUGGUCCUUUGAAAUAGAUUGACCUGCAACAGGAAAAAAAUGUGUAGGAUAUGUGAAAAAACAAACUCUGUUUUCUUAACAGAUGCUAGCAUCUGUACAAUAUGUAUGCAUCAUUUAUAGUUUGUAAUAGUCUUAGACAUUCUAGCCAUCUGUUUUUAUAAGUAUUAGAAACUAUUUCUGAACAGGUAACGUAUUUGAGAAAAUGCUGGCUCUUGCAAAUAAAGGUAACAUUUAUUUUA